Molecule: messenger RNA, 4597 nt
Organism: Gadus macrocephalus (Pacific cod)
Lineage: Eukaryota; Metazoa; Chordata; Actinopteri; Gadiformes; Gadidae
Product: copine-9-like
Biological process (GO): cellular response to calcium ion
Cellular component (GO): plasma membrane
Molecular function (GO): calcium-dependent phospholipid binding
Source: RefSeq, a predicted model, not a curated record
AACAGCUCCAUGCACUGCUCUAUUCUCACUCUUUGAACCCUUCUCAACACGUUUUCUGUCUCUCUCUCUCUCUUGUUCUUGUUCUCUCUCUUGCUCUCCCUCUCUCUCGCUCUCUCUCUCUCUGUCUCUCGCUCUCACUCUCUCGCUGUCUCUCACUCUCUCUCUGUCUCUCGCUCUCUCGCUCUCUCUCUCUCUUCCUUUCUUUCUUUUUUCUUCUCUCUCUCUCCCUCACUCUCUCUCUCUCUCUAUCUCUCUCUUUCUCCCUCUCUCUCUCUCUCUCUCUCUCUCUCUCUCUCUCUCUCUCUCUCGCUCUCUCUCUCUCUCUCUCUCUCUCUCUCUCUCUCUCUCUCUCUCUCUCUCUCUCUCUCUCUCUCUCUCUCUCUCUCUCUCUCUCCAGGACAGUGAAAGUGGACGUGUUUGAUUGGGACAGAGAUGGAAGCCAUGACUUCAUCGGGGAGUUCACCACCAGCUACCGAGAGCUGUCAAGGGGUCAGAGCCAGUUCAACGUGUACGAGGUUCUGAAUCCAAAGAAGAAAGGAAAGAAGAAGAAAUACGUGAACUCAGGGACGGUGACCUUGCUGUCUUUCAAAGUGGAGUCAGAAUACACCUUUGUGGAUUUCAUCCGAGGAGGGACGCAACUCAAUUUCACCGUGGCCAUCGACUUCACAGCGUCCAACGGGAACCCCUCUCAGCCCACCUCGCUGCACUACAUGAGCCCGUACCAGAUGAACGCGUACGCUAUGGCCCUGAAGGCGGUGGGGGACAUCAUCCAGGACUACGACAGCGACAAGCUCUUCCCAGCCUAUGGCUUCGGGGCCAAGCUGCCCCCAGACGGAAAGAUCUCCCACGCCUUCCCCCUGAACUCCAACACGGAUGACCCCAACUGCGUGGCCAUCGAGGGCGUGCUGGAGGCCUACUUCCAGAGCCUGCGCAGUGUCCAGCUCUACGGACCCACCAACUUCGCCCCCGUCAUCAACCAGGUGGCCAGGUGUGCUGCCGACAUGACGGACGGCUCCCAGUACUUCGUGCUGCUGAUGAUCACGGACGGCGUGAUCUCGGACAUGGACCAGACCAAGGAAGCGGUGGUCAAUGCAGCCGGUCUACCGAUGUCCAUCAUCAUCGUGGGAGUGGGCCCUGCAGAAUUUGACGCCAUGGAGGAGCUGGACGGGGACGAGGUUAGAGUGUCCUCCAGGGGGCGCUCUGCUGAGAGAGACAUCGUCCAGUUCGUGCCAUUCCGGGACUACAUCGACCGCUCCGGUAACCAGGUGCUGAGCAUGGCGCGGCUGGCUAAAGAUGUGCUGGCAGAGAUCCCCGACCAGCUGCUCUCCUUCAUGAGGAGCCGGGCCAUCGAACCACGGCCUGCCGUUCCAGCCAGCGGCCCCAGUCCCACAGCACAGCCACCACCACCUCCACCAGCAUCAGCAGCAUCGCUAAAGGAAGAAACACACACGCCUGAAAUACACCUGUGGAUGAUCGUGUGUGUGUGUGAUUGGGUGUGUGUGUGUGUGUGUGUGUGUGUGUGUGUGUGUGUGUGUGUGUGUGUGUGUGUGUGUGUGUGUGUGUGUGUGUGUGUGUGUGUGUGUGUGUGUGUGUAUGUGUCUGUGCAUGCUUGUGUGUGUGGGUGUGUGUGCGCAUGAGAUAGUGUCUGUGUGCGUUUGUGCUUGUGUGGGUGUGUGUGCCUGAGAUAGUGUCUGUGUGCGUCUUUGUGAGUGUGUGUUUGUGUGUAUGUGUGGGUCUGUGUGUGUGCGCAUGAGAUAGUGUGUGUCUGUGUGUGUGUUUGAGUGUUUGUGCAUGCGUGAAUACAUGUGUGUGUGUGCUUGCGUCAGUAUGUGUGUGUCUGAACUUCCGUCUUUAGGGGUUAAGAAUAUUUGCCUGGGUGGAGAAUUAAGUCCCUGAAGAGUGGAGGUAAACAUGGAGAAUCAAACACGGUCUGGUGGGCAAUUUCUUCUAUUGAGCUCUUUCUAGAACACUUUGUCGGGCCGGAGCUCCCUUGGACUUUGGACUGAACAGCCAGGAUCCCUUUGGCACGACCAUUGCCAAAGGGCCACUGUGGUGCCAAACGUUUGUUCGCAAACAUGAAUUAGUAAAAUACUUUUAAGGAAGAUGGAUGAAAACUGGCGUUUUCCCCCGUUGCAAUGGUCAGCAUGAUUGACAGGCUGAUCAGAAGACAGAACCAGGGUAGGGGCGACAGCUGGCCCUACUAAACAAUGACCUGACGCCUGCAGUGGUGCAUGAAGCAGAGUGGGUUGUCUUUCUCCACCGGUCAAAAGCAAAGAGUUCCCACGCUGUUGGCCCCUCUCUGGUGUGUUGGUGGCGGUGAGCUUCAUGUUUGUACAUUCUGUUGAGGUAGCAGGGAUGCGAUUUGUCUUAAACAUAUUGGGAGACUUCAUAGGGCGGGGUGAUUCGAUUUUUCCUCAGGGACCGAUUUGAAGACAUCCACACAUUGCUCAUAGGAAAAGGACCUAAAUGUGAAAAUGCGGAACGAAAACGUUGCCCUAGAUCUGCCAGUCUACGCUGUAAAUGAACGUGUUCUUUUGAACGACUUCACUUGGUCUUUCAUGUAAUUGGGCUCUUUUUCAACUCUCAAACUGCCACUGUACAGAAUCCUCACAAAGACUGUCUCUAUAUAUAACAAGUUAUUUUUCAAAAAAUUUCCUUUCCAGUUUUCUCCAAACUGUUUUAUGUAUGCACCAUUUUGGUAUUUGUUUUAACUUCUUUGUGAAGCCGGUCAUGGCGGUGUGUUUCUCUCCAAGUCGCUAGCUAAAGAUAGUUUAGUCUGAGCCGGUUUAGAAUCUGAAUGGCUGGUCAAUGCACAACUCAGCGACCAGACACACUUAGCACAGCAUGUAGCAGAGGAAGUGUGGUCAAGCUCCCUGUCCCACAGAGAACCAGGUAGAUGUUAUUGUGUUGGUCAAUCUGUUCGGAUGAAGGUGCAAACAAAGUCCCCCCACAUUGUUUUGCAUAGUUUUCCCCACUUGCCCCAGAUAUUUUGACAUAUUGAUUUGAGUUUAGUUGUUAACUCUGAACAGUCAUGUGACGCAACCAUAGAUACUAGUUGAUACGUUCAUGAGGCAUGACUGCAUUUAUGUUGCAUUUGUGCGCCUUUGAUUUCUCCAGAGCUGAUGUAAACGGCCGUAUCCUGAACAUGGGUUUGUUGUUUUGUCUUAUUUUUUACUCAACUGCUUCUACUUGUUUUCUUUCCCUCUCUCCACUUGGUUUUCCAAUCACACAGGCCUGUGGAAAGACAGAAAUCUACAAAUGACUGCAGAGUUAGUAUUAACAAUAUUUACAGAGUAAAACAAAGGGGUGGAGAGAACCCCAUCAUUUAUGCAUUAAAGCGGCAGUGUGUAGACUUCAUUUACUUUGCAGAAAUUAAAUACAAUAUAAUAAAGUAUGUUUUAAGUAUAAUAAUAAUCAAGGCCCUAAUAAUCCAAAUGUUCAAAGUGUAUAAUAAUCCAAAUUGUUUUGUUUGCGUUACCUAGAAAUGAGCCCUUUGUACCUACAUGGGGGUACAGUAACCCAGAGCGGACAAACAGCUCCAGAGACCGUUUUAAAUUGUAAUCGCUAUCUUACUUGUUAGCGAUGACCUAAAGUUUUAGAGACUAAAUAACUAAAUACAAUUUAUAAAUGGAUCACUGUCACUAGAGAUCAUUUUGGAACUAUCUACUGGCACCUUACCGUGCAGGCCACCAUAGUACCUCCGACUGGUUUAAAGGGAGGGGGUCUGAGAUGCCAAUAGAUCCUACACACUGCCCCUUUAACGCUCACAUUGAAACUGCCAUCUUGUGUUACAGUAAGGUGAAGAUUAUUUUUUUUUAUUGUUCUUGGAAGGUAGGGUCAGUGUGUACUGUAUCAGAAAGGACUUGGACAUGUGGCCUUAUUUCCGUCAUAAACCCAAAAGUGUGUGCACGAAGGUAUUCUAUUUUUAUAUGACCACUCAAUGCAAGGAUAUUCUUGUAAUGUUGCAUGCUUAGCUGCUGGCCCUGCUGCUCGAAGGUUUGUUUAUAAAGACAUAUAUCUAAUCCUACUAGAAAACACUUUGACAUUCCUAAAUGUUUGUGCUCUGUGAGGGUGCGUCUUUCUUUCUAAUGAGGCAGUCUUCUAAAAGUUCUUUAGUUACAUCUGAAUGACAGCAGACUACAUUAUUAUCUCCCACCGGUAGGAUAUGUAGAGAUGGUAGCUUCUCAAGUCUUUAAUCCUGUGUUUCCACAGAUUUUCCCACCAUGGCCCAUGCAUGAAUACGUUGUGUGGUCAGAACGUCGUCCUCAGCCACACCACAUGUUAAGAUCUCUUUGGAUGAAGCAUGUUGUGCUUUGUAUACAUCUGGUAUAUAAGGUAAAAACCGUCAAGACCAAUAAUAUAAUGCUGCGGAUCACUUUUCCAUCCUAGUGCGGUAUAUGUGAAAACGUUCAAGUAGAAAUGUGCAAUUGUAAAUACAUUUCGUGUAGUAGUAUUUUGUGAAUAGUCUUCCUAGUUUUUUCCCCGAUGGUAACUCCUAACAUGCGUUAUUUUAGUCUCCAUUAGCGACAGCUAUGGAUGGAUUUGUAUGUACUACAACAAUUGCUUAGGAAUCAAAUAAAUAUGUGAAAAAUGUGAA